UAAGCCAAUGUUGAGCGAUGGCAAUACCACGAUGUAGGGAUGGAUCGGGAUCUUUACCAAUUAAUUAAUCAAUCAGAAAAACAUUCAACACAAGUUUUAACGGACGACGAGCAUGGUCAGGGUCUCUGACGGUUUUACUGAACAUCUAGAAGACCUCGUCUGAAAAUUUGAACUCCACACCCUUUUGACCGGGCUGCGACAGCUAGUUCCCGACCCUUUUUCUUUGCAAAGGAGAGGAGAGGAAAAAAAAUAAACCAAAACAAAACAAAAAGGCUAGCGAUAAUUGCGCCGACCCUCCCAGCUCAAGGUCCAGAAAGUUCAAAAAGGACGGCGCAUGUCUUCCCUCCACUGACCCAGCCUGACGCCUGUCGGAAAACAGUAUUGGUUUAGGCUCUCACCAAAACGAACUGUUCAAGUGCGUCGCCUGUGCACACAUUUCGAUCGUCUGAACUCGUUCUCAGUAUCUUAUUGUUUCCGACUCGCUUUGACGAUCUUUUGGAACGCCACUGUUUGAGAAUCACUUCUGGGUCCAUGCUGAGAUUCGAUACUCAACAGUCGUUCAGCCUCCCCACACGCACUUCCUGCACCAAGGCAGCAACUGACCGCAGCACACGGAUAAGGGGCUGAUCCCAGUUUUUCUUGUUCUUUGCCCUGCAGGCGCUACGCAGAGGCACAGACGUUCUAGUUGUGCCAGAAUCUGCACGUCGCACAUUGGCACUUGGCCUGACAAGCAAAGAAACCAAAGUAGCACACAAGCAUUGCCCACCCACUGCCCUGCGACGACCAGCCUCGUCGCUGCGGCUGCCUUGUCUCCGAGGUCUGGGAUUCAGGCUAGGAACACCUAUCUACCUAUCUAGCUGGCUUUGACCUCCUUCCUCGACAUGAUGGAUUCACAGGUGGUUCCUCCUCUUCCGCGCCAAUCGUCCUCUCGACAACACACCUCGCGACGACACGAGACGCACGACUUUCAUUUGCCCUCGAACACUCGCACCACUCGACACGCUUCUCCAAGUCGCCGUGCCCAGCAACCCCCCUCGAGCGCAUUGGGUGCCGACGUCAUAUCCUCACUCAUCACCAGUCUCGACGUUGUUUCCAAACCCACCUCUCCCUCAAGUGACCGGCGACCGGCUUCGACAUCCCCGUUACCCUCACCGGCUCCAAAGUCUCCCACCAACGGGUCCUUUGGCGUCGAGUACGGAGCCUACAGCUCACCAAAGCGCGAGGUUGCUGCUGCACAAGACGUUAGCCUCGAUGACCUUGCGGCCUGCCCGCCCGUGAUCCGCACGGCAAAGCCGCCCUCGGGCUUCUCUGCCCUGACGGCCCCGAAAUCCCCACAAAGAGACCACAACGGAGGAGUCAAGUCGCUUCUGGGCGGGUCCCGCAGCGCGUCACGGCCGUCUUCCAGGGGGUCGCAUACCUCGCGCGAUGCCGACACCCAGAGCAUUGGCAACCUCUCCGUGGAACCAGGGGAGAUUCCUCCUAUUCCUGAUCUAAAGAGGCGAAAGUCAUAUACUGGUUCAUUCGACAGCUGGGGGAAAAAGCAGGGUCGGUCGCAAAGGGGAUUGAUGUACAUGAGCAGCCGUGAACGGCUACAGGACAAGGAGGACAAGAAGCGAAACAGUUCCAGCACAGCAAGCGGGGACCGAAGCCUUGGAACCAAGAGCAAUCCCGUGUCUCCUCACCAGGAUCACUUCCUGGCCCAAAUACCGAUCAACGAAGAGUCCACCAGCCCAUCCGAGGCUGUGGUUCCUCCCGUGUUCUCGCCUAAUAGCGAGCGAACAUCAACCGAAUCGCCGGCUGUGGGGUCACCGCGGGCCAUACCCGACAGAAACUCGAGUCUACGCAAGACAGGUUCCAAACAAAGAUCAUCUACUCGCCGAUCCGCAACCGCGAAUCGUGAUAGCCAAGCCACAAAAGCAAUUCCUGAGGUCGAAGAACGUAGCCACAGCCUUUCAAGAGCACGCUCAACGUCAAGGACUGGACGCAGGGCUCAGGAAACGGCAACUCCACCCCAGCCCGAAUCGGAGACUGACGUCUACCUACUCUACUCGAAAAUGGCUGCACUUCCGGAGCGUCCGCGAGCUCGCUCUCGGUCAAGGUCAGUUUCUCGCCCGCCGGAUGACCGUCCACGACUUCACAGUCGCACUCUUUCAUACGACGUUGAUAUCGAGGAGGGUGCCCCGUCGCCCGCCAUUGCACAACGACGCCGUAGAGAACGAAGCUUGAGCGUGGAUAAGAGAGGAUCCCGGCGCGAGUCAACUGAAAACGGGCGCGCGAAGCGAUCAAGCAGCCGACUGCGACGUUUGUCGAAGCAUGAGGGAGCGCAAUCGCCAACGGCUGAUGCGAAUCACAUUGGAUACGAGCGCCCACCCAGCGCAGAUAGUAUCGAUGAUGCGGUGGAGUCGUAUCUAUGCUCGCCGAGACUGUCACAAAAGAUCAAGCACCCGCAGACUGGCCGUGUCAUCUCCUUCUCCGAGGUGGGCGACAGUGAGGGCAGCGCCGUCUUUUGCUGUGUGGGAAUGGGCCUCACAAGAUACAUCACGGCUUUCUAUGAUGAGCUCGCCUUGACACUCAAGUUGAGACUUAUCACCCCUGACAGACCCGGCGUCGGCGAUAGUGAACCGUAUCAAGACGGCACCGCUACACCUCUCAGUUGGCCAGAUGACGUAUAUGCAAUUUGCCAAGCGCUAAAGAUCACCAAGUUCUCUAUCCUGGCACACUCGGCUGGUGCCAUCUACGCGCUCGCCACAGCGCUGCGAAUGCCUCAGCACAUCAGGGGUCGGAUCCAUCUCCUGGCCCCCUGGAUCCCGCCGUCUCAGAUGUCAGUCUUUGGUGCAUCGGCACAGACGCCCCUACCGCCAAGCAACGCGAUUCCAACGUCUCAGCGCAUCCUCAGGGCGCUGCCUACGCCAUUCCUCAAGGCGGCCAAUAGUUCAUUCAUGACGGCGACGAGCAGCAGUAUCACUUCCAGCCUCCCAAAGACGCCACGCAAAAAGCGUAAGAAUGGGCAAAACGUCGCCAAGGACAGGGAAAAGGAGGCCGCUGCAAGAUCACAGGCCCAGCAGCACCAAAAUGUCAGCCCGCUUCUACCGCCCGGGGCCUCGGACAGCAACAAAGAAAACCAUUUGCAUGACGACGAUGGGAUUUCUGGUCUUGUGCGGGGUGACAUUCCGGCUACUGGAGACAUGGACUUCUUUAAGCCUUCGCCCAUGGCGGGCUCGGUUGAUGGAGGGGCACACAGGAAGUCCUCCUCUGUGGCAUCACAGCGUAAUGCGGCAGCCAGGGAAGCUGCGGUACUGGCGGCAGCCGCGUCUGCCAUUGCAGACAAGGAGAGGCAGGCGACGUACGACACACGGUUGACGCAUGCGAUUUGGGAGCUUGCAACGACCGGGGCUAACCCGGCGGUGGAUUUGCUCGUUUGUCUCGAGAGGAGGAACACUAUCGGGUUCCGAUACGUCGACAUUACUCGACCAGUGAUCAUACACCACGGGACCAGGGAUACACGUGUGCCGCUCGACAACGUGCUGUGGCUGGGCAAGACGAUGCGCAGGUGUGAGGUCCGGGUGCUUGAGGGCGAAGGCCACGGACUCAUGGCGAGCGCGUCCGUCAUGGGCGGCGUGCUGAUGGAAAUAUCCAAAGAGUGGGAGGACUGGACCCGCAUCACGGGCAUUGCUGCCAGGAGGACGGCAGCCGAGAGAGAAAAGGCCUUGGAGGUCGGAGUGGCGCGGUAAAGCAAGCCCAACCCAUCUCCCGCUGGCCUCUGGCCAUUUUACUUUGUUAAACUUCAUUUCUGACCCAUGGAUACACUGCCGUAUACCUGUAAUCACUUUCAUAUGUUGAUUAAUAGCUGCCGCAAUUUAUCACUCAGUGACUGCGCAUUGGAUACUUUUUACCUCACCACUUGGAUGAGGGUCAUCUCAAUUUCUACCAUUUUGUGUCGGAUUCUGUACUGAAUCUGGGCAUUUUACCUGUUUUAGUUCACAUUUCCUUUCUUUUCUUUUUAUUUCCUUCUUGUGCAUAGUUAUAUUUGUUCGGGAUUCAGACGGAACGGAAAACGCCUUUUAAGAUAGGAGAGGUUAGAACGUUUACUUUGUGGCGUGGUUUACUCUUGAGACUCUGUAUCUUAUAGUGAACCAUCAAAAUUAAUGUUAAAUAUUGACUUACG
This is a messenger RNA of Pyricularia oryzae 70-15, 4165 nucleotides long. RefSeq names its product hydrolase. The record is from RefSeq and is a predicted model, not a curated record. The coding region runs from base 882 to 3731 and encodes 949 amino acids. Lineage: Eukaryota; Fungi; Ascomycota; Sordariomycetes; Magnaporthales; Pyriculariaceae. The transcript has 2 exons.